Nerophis ophidion (straightnose pipefish) is the source of this 3788-nucleotide messenger RNA. RefSeq names its product proton-coupled zinc antiporter SLC30A1. Gene Ontology annotation, molecular function: zinc ion transmembrane transporter activity; calcium channel inhibitor activity. The transcript has 7 exons. The record is from RefSeq and is a predicted model, not a curated record. Gene Ontology annotation, biological process: detoxification of zinc ion; zinc ion transmembrane transport; intracellular zinc ion homeostasis. Gene Ontology annotation, cellular component: endoplasmic reticulum; Golgi apparatus. The coding region runs from base 1039 to 2550 and encodes 503 amino acids. NCBI's taxonomy places the organism in Eukaryota, Metazoa, Chordata, Actinopteri, Syngnathiformes, Syngnathidae.
AUCACUGGCACCAGGUGGAUUAUGAAUUUCUUUUAUUACAGUGUCCUGCAAAACGAUGCAAAUUGUGAGACUGCGAGUCCACUUGGGUCACGGGGUUCUCUCUUGGAAGUCUUCACAGUUCUGAUGUUUGACAUAAAACCACAGUUUCCUUUUACAAACAUGUUACAUUUGAGUGUGUACGUCUAGUGUUUAAACCAAAUCUUUAUACUAAUUAUCUCAUUCAUUUCUCAGUUGGUUUCACCUGCACUGAUAUUGGUAUACUUAAAUUUACGAAAACCCUUUUUUAAAGGAUAUCCCUAAACACACCUCGCAUCCAAAAUGGCUGCUUCAAACCAUGCGGCUGAUAAACCAGAUUGCGGCCUAGCCAAGCUACCAUUAGCAUCAUCAUAAUAGGUGAGGACAGCUAUAUGAACAACCAAACAAUCACAGUGGCAUGAAAUAUAAUAAAUCUGCAAGAGGCCUUCAGAAUCAACAAUGCAGGCGAUUGGGGACAUACAGUUGAUUGACAGUUGCGUUAGCCAAUCAGAUCACGAGUUGCUGUCAUUAAGGCCUUCCAGCUGGGCGAAGGUGGAACAUGACAUUUUCGCAUCCUGUGAUUGGAUACUCAUCGAGACCAUUAGGGGAUUAAUUUGACAACACAUAGAGUUGAUAAGACAUUUGCUAUAGCCAAUCAGAUCACAAGUUGUUGACAGUGUUCUGGUGUUAACGAGACUGUGAUUGGAUAAACACUUGUCAUUCCACAGUGAGUAUCCAUUCACAAGUUGCAAUUUAGGAGGAAGCGGAAAGUGUUGUGCCGUAGCAAGACUGGGAUGGCAGAGAAGGAGAACAAAAUGUUGAUUAGGGGGCAGAUAUAUAUUUGCAAGGCCGUUUUCAAGAAGGAUAUUUAUAGAGAAACUACAUCCUGUGAGACGAUGCCGACAAACCCCAGAAGCAAGCUCAGCUGUUCUGGCGAUGAAAAGCUCGCCAUUUCCACUCGAAUAAGCCGACGACAAGAGGUACCACUGGCUUAGACGGCGUCGAAUAGGUCCUAGGAAUUGCAUGAAGCUGUCCUGCUGCUGCAGGCUGGGCGUCACCGUCUUGCUGCUGCUGUUGCAGCUGGCCAUCAGUCAGCUCUGCAGGUCCUUCACCACGCUGCUGGAUGGCUUCCACACGCUCUUCAUCCUCAUGCACAUCGCUCUUCCACACCCACAACUCAAGCCCCCCCUCGGGGCAAGUUCAGCGUCCGUGUCUCAUGACCUCCACUCCUCUCUCAGGCCACUCGGGGGUCAGGUGUCCCACCCUGACAGCAGGACCGGGCCUGUGGGGGCCUUCCUCUCUGCCCUCCUGCUGGCCUCUCUUUGCAUCUCCUGCUUGAUGCAGGUCAUCAGUUUCCCCCUGGACCCCCACCCUGUGGAGCGGCCCCUGUUACUGCUGGUGGCCAGCCUGCUCAGUCUGCUGCACAAGGUGGUGGUGCUCGUGUGGCUGACCUGGAAUCUGCAGACAGGGGGCCAGCCUGAGCCUGAAUGUCACCUCGAAGUCAACCACGCAGCCUUGGAUCUGGAGGUUAGCAGAGUUCAGUCUGAAACGAAGCGCUCCUCGGACCACAGCGGGGAGCUGGUCCUCUGUGACCCGGCAAGCUCCAGUGUUCCAGAUGGAGGGAGGCGUUCCCAGGAUCCGAAGCCCUGCAAACCCGAGAGUCUGCCUAAAGACGGUGGAUGUCCCGGUAAGGCACGAGCCUUGGCUCAGGAGCACUCCCCAGUUGAAGUUUGCAGAGUUCAGUCUGAAACGGAGCGCCCCUCGGACCACAGCGGGGAGCUGGUCCUCUGUAACCCGGCAAGCUCCAGUGUUCCAGAAGGAGGGACGUGUUUCCAGGAUCUGAAGCCCUGCAAACCCGAGAGUCUGCCUAAAGACGAUGGAUGUCACGGUGCAGACCACACAUCGUUACAUGACCCCAGCAGCAGGUGGCCCUUCUGUCCACCCACAUGGGUCUACGUCCUACACAGUAUGUCCACUUCAGUCCUGGUUCUAAUCACCAGCCUGGUGUUGCUGCUGCUAGGGCCCGAAGACUAUAUGGUCUACCUGGAUCCAGGCCUCUCCGUCCUGGCGGUCAUGAUACUGGUGGCUGGAACCUCACCACAGGUGCACAGGUACGGACUGAUGCUGAUGCAGGCCACGCCUCCACACCUGUGUGUCUCAGAUGUCACCAUGAAGAUCGGGAAUGUGCCGGGGGUUGAAGCGGUGCACGAGCUCCACAUUUGGGAACUGGCAGAUUCCCUCAUGGUGGCCUCGGUCCACGUGCGCUGUCAAGCGGCCUUUACGGCACACAGGUGUGCUGAGCUGAUGUCGGGCGUCACCAAGGUGCUGCAGAAUGCGGGCGUGACUUGUUGCACCGUGCAGCCAGAGUUCGCCCCCAGCCAGAGUUCGUCUCUCCUCAGAAAUGAGCCCUUGGUCUGCAGCUUGUCAUGUGGUCGAGUCUGUGCCGGCCACACCUGCUGCCCUCUGCCCGCAAGCCAAGACUGCACAGGCCCGCCAGCACCUGCAGCGGAAAGCACAACAACAGCAGUACCUUGAACACAGCUGUGACACACGCACAAUAAAGGAAAACGGGUUCAUGUGACCGCACGUUUUUAAAUACAGUACUGUAUCCUGUUUAUUAUAUUGUAACAGAGAUGAUGGCGUGCAUUGCAUACAUGCUAUACUUGUGUUAAUGUUAGUGGACACUUUAUUGAUUAAAAAAAGAACCGUGAAACACUUUGUAAAUAUUCUCUCAAAUAAAUGAGAGGGUGGCCAGCCUGAGCCUGAAGGUCACGUUGAAGUCGACCACGCAGGUAACACUCCAGGGACAACACUAAUGGUGUGACGCUUGCUGGGCGUGGUGGUGCGGGUUCGUUCUCGUAAUUAUGCAGUUGGACUUGGACACAGCGUGAAGGUUGGAAAUGAUGAUUUAUUUACACUAAAAAAACAGACUAACUUGCACGAGGCAUAAACAGGCAAAACAAAGAGCUAACAUGAGAGCUAGAAAAUAGGAAGCAUAGCGUGGAAGCUAGAAAGUACAAAAAUAGUUUUACCACAGUCGGGAAUCAGCGUCGUCACCUGUUUCAUGGAACAGAAACUAGGAAGCAAGGACGAGUCAACUGAAAAGGCAGGCCUAAAUAAGGAGAGUAAUUACAAACAGGUGUGAGUCCGGAAACAAGAAGCAGGGGAAACUAAUGCGUGACUAUGGCAAGCGAACAAACAAAGAACUAAGGAAGUCAAACACUAACAAGAUGUGAUGCAAAAACGGAACAAAACCAGAACAUGAUCCGGGCAGCGGAUCAUGACAAAUGGGUUACUAAACAAAAGCCCAUUGACACCUGCUAAAAACAAACAUUUGGAGACACAUGCUUUCAAUAUCAAUCAAUCAAUGUUUACUUAUAUAGCCCUAAAUCACUAGUGUCUCAAAGGGCUGCACAAACCACUACGACAUCCUCGGUAGGCCCACAUAAGGGCAAGGAAAACUCACACCCAGUGGGACGUCGGUGACAAUGAUGACUAUGAGAACCUUGGAGAGGAGGAAAGCAAUGGAUGUCGAGCGGGUCUAACAUGAUACUGUGAAAGUUCAAUCCAUAAUGGAUCCAACACAGUCGCAAGAGUCCAGUCCAAAGCGGAUCCAACACAGCAGCGAGAGUCCCGUUCACAGCGGAGCCAGCAGGAAACCAUCCCAAGCGGAGGCGGAUCAGCAGCGCAGAGAUGUCCCCAGCCGAUACACAGGCGAGCAGUACAUGGCCACCGGAUCGGACCCCAUCCACAAGGGAGGGGGGGACAUAGGA